AUGAACAUUAUACAAGAAAAAAUAGACUUCCUUACAAAGGAUGAAAUUAAAAACAUUGAUUUAUCCAAGUUAAGUAAAAAGGAAAGAUAUAAUAUAUGGAAAAGAUUACCAAAAUGUGAAUUACACUGCCACUUAGAUUUAUGUUUUUCUUCGGAUUUUUUUCUGAGUUGUAUUAGAAAAUAUAAUUUGCAACCUAAUUUAUCAGAUGAAGAGGUUUUAGAUUAUUAUUUAUUCCCAAAAAAAGGAAAAUCAUUAGGUGAGUUCAUUGAAAAGGCAAUAAGAGUAGCUGAUAUAUAUCGUGAUUAUGAAGUAAUUGAGGAUUUGGUUAAACAUGCUGUAUUUAACAAAUACAAAGAAGGUGUUGUACUUAUGGAAUUUCGAUAUUCACCAACAUUUGUCUCAUUUAAACAUAAUCUUGACAUUGAAUUAAUUCAUAAAGCUAUAGUUAAAGGGAUUAAGGAAGUCGUACAAUUGUUAGAUUACAAAAUUCAUGUUGCACUUUUGUGUAUUGGGGACACAGGACAUGAAGCUGCAAAUAUUAAAAAAUCAGCUGAUUUUUGUUUAAAACAUAGAGAAGAUUUUGUAGGAUUUGAUCAUGGAGGGAAGGAAGUAGAUUUAAAACAAUAUAAAGAAAUUUAUGAUUAUGUAAGAGAAAGUGGAAUACCUCUUUCAGUUCAUGCAGGUGAAGAUAUUACUUUACCAAAUUUAAAUACCAUUUAUUCAGCUAUAGAAGUUCUUAAAGUGGAAAGAAUUGGACAUGGGAUUAGGGUAUCCGAAUCACAAGAAUUAAUUGAUAUGGUUAAAGAUAGAAAUAUAUUAUUAGAAAUAUGCCCAAUAUCAAAUGUACUCUUAAGCAAUGUCAAGUCGAUGGAUACGCAUCCAAUUAGACAAUUGUACGACGCAGGAGUCAAGGUCUCUGUUAAUUCGGAUGACCCAGGAAUGUUCAUGACAAAUAUUAAUGAUGACUAUGAGGAGUUGUACACUCAGUUGAACUUUAAGCUCGAAGAUUUUAUGAAGAUGAAUGAAUGGGCCUUGGAAAAAUCUUUCAUGGAUUCCAACAUAAAGGACAAAGUAAGGAACCUUUACUUUUAG
Messenger RNA from Plasmodium gonderi, 1092 nucleotides. Its product is annotated as adenosine deaminase. The record is from RefSeq and is a predicted model, not a curated record. Gene Ontology annotation, cellular component: external side of plasma membrane; cytosol. Gene Ontology annotation, molecular function: adenosine deaminase activity. Lineage: Eukaryota; Apicomplexa; Aconoidasida; Haemosporida; Plasmodiidae. The transcript has a single exon. Bases 1 to 1092 code for a protein of 363 amino acids. Gene Ontology annotation, biological process: hypoxanthine salvage; inosine biosynthetic process; purine ribonucleoside monophosphate biosynthetic process.